AUGGAAUCCCAACCAGAGACCAUUGUUUCUAAGGAUGAACUUCGCAAAGGACAGAAAGUUCUUUACCACCCUGUUGGCGGUGGACAACAAGUGACCGAGGGUAUUAUUAAAGAUAUUAUUACUGAGCCAGAGCUUGCUGGAAGCACUCAAAAGCGGGUACAAGCAAGCGAGGAAGAGCCACGAAUCCUGAUUGAGAAUCUCAACACUCAUAAGGAAACCGCAUAUAAGUUAGAGAAUAUUGAACAAAUUCUCGAAAAAUAA
This is a messenger RNA of Paraglomus brasilianum, 261 nucleotides long. NCBI's taxonomy places the organism in Eukaryota, Fungi, Glomeromycota, Glomeromycetes, Paraglomerales, Paraglomeraceae. The record is from the annotation of a GenBank genome assembly.